AUGUUUAAGUACUCUACUCAAGUGUUUUUCUUUCAAGCAGUUGAAUUGUGGCUAGUUGACAAGGUAGUCUUACCUAUCGAGAACUCUGUAGGUGGAAGCAUCCACCAUAACUAUGACUUGCUUCUUCGUCAUAGAUUGCAUAUAGUGGAGGAGGUGCAAUUACAAGUUCAUCACUGUUUACUGGGUUUGCCUGGCACAAGAAAUGAGGAUAUUAAACGGGUUUUGAGCCACCCACAGGCUCUGGCUCAAUGUGAGAUGACACUAAUGGAGUUAGGUGUCGUCAGAAUAGAUACUGAAGACACUGCGGGGGCGGCUCAGAUUGUCGCCUCAAAAGGUGUAAGAGAAGCUGGAGCUGUUGCAAGUUCAAGAGAAGCAGAGAUUUAUGGACUCGACAUUCUCGCCGAAAAAAUCCAGGAUGAUGAUGAUAACAUUACCCGUUUCCUUAUACUUGCUAGAGAGCCUAUCAUCCCAGGAACUGACAGACCCUUUAAGACAAGCAUUGUUUUCACUCUCAAAGAAGGUCCUGGUGUACUAUUUAAAGCCCUUGCAGUUUUUGCUCUUAGGGACAUUAAUUUGACAAAGGUAAGUUUUACUGUGGUUGAUUUUGGCCUUUGA
This is a messenger RNA of Eucalyptus grandis, 615 nucleotides long. Its product is annotated as arogenate dehydratase/prephenate dehydratase 1, chloroplastic-like. The coding region runs from base 1 to 615 and encodes 204 amino acids. The record is from RefSeq and is a predicted model, not a curated record. The transcript is spliced from 5 exons. Gene Ontology annotation, cellular component: cytoplasm; chloroplast. NCBI's taxonomy places the organism in Eukaryota, Viridiplantae, Streptophyta, Magnoliopsida, Myrtales, Myrtaceae. Gene Ontology annotation, biological process: L-phenylalanine biosynthetic process. Gene Ontology annotation, molecular function: prephenate dehydratase activity; arogenate dehydratase activity.